AAUCAUAACAUUUAAAUAAUUCUCCCCUUCAACAAAGUAAUCCGCUCUUCUUUAAUUCCCUCACACAUUCUUCCGCUCCUCCACCAAACAAUUCUCAAUUCCCCUAGCUUCUUUCAUAUACUUUCUAAAUCCUACAUAUAUUUUCUAUCAAUUAUUAGAAACUACUAAAAAAAGCGUUACAUUUGACAAAAUCCAAUAUGUGUUCCAUCCUUCGUAACCCAAAAAGAUCACUAUCAACCCCACUUCUUUACCCGUCUAGCAGCGCUAGCGAAAGCGGCAGCAGCAGCAACGGCGAGGUAUUGGAGUAUAAUCCAUUAUGUUUAUCGACUCGAUUCGAGAUCAAAGACGUAAAGAUGCUAGGAGGAGGAUCAAAAUCAUACAAACUCCUAGAUGUAAUAUCAGGUCACGUAGGAGCCAUUUCAUGUUUAGCCUUAUGUGGUGAAUUUGUGUUGAGUGCAUCCCAAGGAAAGGAUAUUAUUGUAUGGCAACAACCUGAUUUAAAACAAUUUACCAAGUUUGGUGCAGGGGAAGGGUCAGUUAAAGCACUUGUUACCGUGGGUAACAAGAUUUUUACUGCGCAUCAAGAUAGCCGGAUUAGAGUCUGGAAGGUCUCCCGGAGAUCGGAGAACGUGUUUCGACUUGUUGAUACGCUCCCUACGACGAAAGAUUAUCUAGGAAAGUGUAUGAAACAGAGUAAUUAUGUGCAAAUAAGACGGCAUCAUAAGAAGUUAUGGAUUGAACAUGCUGAUAGUAUAUCUUGUUUGGCGGUUGAAAAUGGUUUAAUUUACUCAGGUUCUUGGGAUAAGACAUUAAAGGUAUGGAGGUUAUCGGAUUUAAGGUGUUUGGAGUCAAUUAAAGCUCAUGAUGAUGCUAUUAAUGGGUUAAUCUCUAGGAAUGGCAUUGUUUACUCUGCCUCAGCCGAUGGCAAAAUCAAGGUAUGGGAAAGGGAAAGAACCAAAAACUCGAGCUCGAACUCGAGUUUGCAUAGGUUAGAGGGAGUUUUAGAGGGUCAUAAGGAUGUUUCGAUGAACGCCAUCGUCGUUUCUGAAGAGAUCAAUGAGAAUGAAAGAGUGUAUGGAGGGGAAUCAGAUGGGUAUUUGAUGGGGUGGGAGAAGGAAAAAGAGAGGGAAUGGAAGUUGGUAGUUGAGGUAAAAGCACAUCAAUUAGCUGUUUUAUGUUUGAGUUUUAUGGGAGAUAUAUUAUGUAGUGGAUCAGCUGAUAAGAGUAUUUGUUUAUGGAGGAGAGAGCUUCUAAAUGAUGGAUUAAGAGGGGAGUUAUGCAAGGUUGGUGUGAUAAGAGGACAUGAAGGUCCAAUUAAGUGCUUACAAUCAUCAUCUAAUUGUGUAGGAGGUGGGUUUAUGCUGUAUAGUGGAAGUCUUGAUAAAAGCCUUAGAGUUUGGUGGGUUUCUAAGGAUAUCAAGGAUGAACAAGUUUGAUUUGUAAGCAAGAUUUUUUUUUUUUUGGGUGAUUAUUUUUGGUUGAUACAACAAACAAUGGUCUUUAUUUUUUGAGAUUGUCCAUUGCUUUGAAAAUUGAGUGUGUGUUACAGAUUUUUUUUUCAUUAAUUCUUUCAUUCAUUUUUUUUUUUGUUGAUGUUUGUUCCUGUAUGAUUUUAAGGUGUUGAGUUUAAUUUUACCUUAAUGUUUAGGAUGUAAUAACAAGAGUUUUGGUGUAAUUAAUCCAUUAAGAAUUGUUAAUAGAAUUGAAUAUUUUAUUGUGUU
This is a messenger RNA of Beta vulgaris subsp. vulgaris (sugar beet), 1721 nucleotides long. Its product is annotated as protein JINGUBANG. Lineage: Eukaryota; Viridiplantae; Streptophyta; Magnoliopsida; Caryophyllales; Amaranthaceae. Bases 198 to 1436 code for a protein of 412 amino acids. Gene Ontology annotation, molecular function: protein binding. The record is from RefSeq and is a predicted model, not a curated record. The transcript has a single exon.